Molecule: messenger RNA, 870 nt
Organism: Aspergillus alliaceus
Lineage: Eukaryota; Fungi; Ascomycota; Eurotiomycetes; Eurotiales; Aspergillaceae
Product: Ribonuclease/ribotoxin
Exons: 5
Coding region: 1-870 (289 amino acids)
Molecular function (GO): RNA nuclease activity; RNA binding
Source: RefSeq, a predicted model, not a curated record
AUGCAUGCCCUGAUGGCGUACUCUGACGAUAUCGAUAGUGUCACCGUGCGGAUGCAUGUGGCUGACUCCUACUAUGCUGGCACGGACUACCGUAUCUUCUUUGCCUUUGGCGAUGCCGAAAGCACGUUUGGGGGCAUCUGGAGCCAGAUAUCCACUGUCCGGGAAUUUGCUGAUAGAGGCGUGCAACAGUAUAAUAAUAUACUGAAGGUCUUCGACGGGCCCUCCCGAGGUGAUCAAGCAGAGGUCAAGUUCGACUUGACGAAAGCCUUUCAGAAGGACCGCGUGUCAGUGAGCGACCUAAGUAAUUGGACUCCAGGUAUAGGCCAGAUCGUGUGGAAAGGGCAGCUGGAACUGGACAAAUGGGUUGAUCAAGACCAGAAACCCUUGAGCAUUGACGAGCCAAGUACCGAAGCAGGUUCUUGUCCCCGGUUCUCCGGAAAGGGGGCAGUUAUCGGUAAGCGGCAAAAUGAAGGUGAGAAUACGCCACCAGAGUGGGAUGUGUGGGGGGCAUUUGAAGAGGCCAAGAAGCAUCUUGAGGCGAAUACCCAAGUAGGACGGAAUCGUUACCCACAUCAGUUCAACAAUCGCGAGGCGCUGCAGAUCCCCGAGGAGUUUAGGAACCGACGUCUGCAGGAGUUUCCCAUUCUGCGUGGACAGACUUACUCCGGCCAGGCCCCAGGAGCGAUGCGUGUGAUUCUCGCUCAGGUGGGUAAUGAUUGGAUGCUUGCUGGCGUUAUGAGACACCCAACAGGACGUGGCAAUGCAUUUGAGCUGUGUCAGGAAUGGGGCAAUGCUUAUAUGGCACAAUGCUGGCCCAACGGGCUUGACACUCUUCAACAUCUGGAGUAUCCCGGGUGUGAUCGUGCAUAG